AUGAGCAUCAGUGACAUCAAGGACAGAUGGCCCGCCUUGUUUGAUGUCUCGCAAGUUAGCGCAGAAUUUCAGAGGAUCACCACACUGAAUCUUGAGCCAAAAUUCAUGGCAAUGUUGGACUUCUAUACACCUAAACUGCUGUCCUUGUUUCAAACGAAGAAAGGUGCUGCAGGAGAGAGACAUCGGGCACAAAUGAGUGUUCUACUUAAGAGUGGAAUCCCCAUUCAACAGACCCGUGAGGUUGUCAUCCGAUGUCUCAUCAAUCAUUUGGGAGAAGAUGCCAGUGCCUUGUUCAAGGACUUUGAGGAUGCUGCUGAUGGAUCUGCCAGUGUUCAAGAGGAGUUGGCAGAAGAGGUCAUGAAGAUUUACCUGCUGCGGAAACAAGAUGGGUCAUUGGAUGUUGGGAUUGUCAUUGAGGGCAACACUGUCCUCAGCAGUCUUGGAGAUGUUAGCAGGGCCUGCUGCUAUCUCUUGGGACUGAUGUACGUGUUAGAUCUGCAAUACCCCAAGAACCUCAAACAUAGUUUUGAGGUAUUCCAGAAAGUACUGCUGGAGCUGGAUUCUGGAAUCCUUUCCAACAAGGUUCAGAGACUAAAGAAUUACCUCUGUAUGUAG
Molecule: messenger RNA, 615 nt
Organism: Gadus macrocephalus (Pacific cod)
Lineage: Eukaryota; Metazoa; Chordata; Actinopteri; Gadiformes; Gadidae
Exons: 4
Coding region: 1-615 (204 amino acids)
Source: RefSeq, a predicted model, not a curated record